Vigna angularis (adzuki bean) is the source of this 2098-nucleotide messenger RNA. Its product is annotated as serine/threonine-protein kinase MHK. The transcript has 18 exons. Gene Ontology annotation, cellular component: cytoplasm; nucleus. NCBI's taxonomy places the organism in Eukaryota, Viridiplantae, Streptophyta, Magnoliopsida, Fabales, Fabaceae. Bases 529 to 1791 code for a protein of 420 amino acids. Gene Ontology annotation, biological process: protein phosphorylation; intracellular signal transduction. Gene Ontology annotation, molecular function: protein serine/threonine kinase activity; ATP binding. The record is from RefSeq and is a predicted model, not a curated record.
UAUGGAAUCCUUCCCUCUCUCUCAUAUGGCUUCUUCUCAAAUCCGAUUUUUCUCUCUCUAAAACUUUUCUCUCUCCUCUUCUCUCUCUUUCUCCCUACGAAUUCAUAUUUCUCGUUUCUUUUCCGAGAAAGUUCAUUCGCAUUGCCGAUCUGUGCUUGCGUAUCUCUUGAUUCCACACUUAUUCUUUCGAAUUCUCACAAGCGGUUAUCACUUGUUCUCCAAUGUAUGGGAUCAGUUUGAAGUCGGUUUAGUCAAACUGAACAUGGAUAUUCAUCUAAAAUGAUAAAGACAUCACCCGAACACUGGGUUUUCUGAAGGUUGCAACAUGUUGAUGGACCUCUCCGUUUUUGUAGAUAACUUCUACAAUGAAAAGUGGAUUGUUGAUGAUACUAAAUGCUUCAUGCUAUAUUUUAACUCUAACCCAUGUCUGCAAACUAAGUGCCGACACUGUGUUGACAGUUAGCCAGCUCUUCAUGGAAUCUGUUCCAGUCUCUCUAAAGUUUUAUUUAUAGUGUUGUAAUUCUAACAAUGGAAAGAUAUAAAAUUUUGAGAGAGCUCGGGGAUGGUUCUUGCGGUCAUGUAUAUAAAGCCCAUGAUAUGCGAACAUAUGAGAUUGUUGCUGUCAAAAAGUUGAAAAGAAAGUUUUGUUUCUGGGAAGAAUACACAAAUUUAAGAGAAGUUAAGGCCCUCCGUAAAAUGAAUCACCCAAAUAUCAUAAAGUUGAAAGAGGAUUGUAAUCUUUAUCAAUUAAUAAAGGAGAGAGAAAAACCCUUUUCAGAGGAAGAGAUACGGUGCUUUGUGAGGCAAAUGUUGGAAGGACUUAGUCAUAUGCACAAGAAAGGAUUCUUUCAUCGGGAUUUAAAACCUGAGAAUUUGCUGGUAACAAAUGAUGUUUUGAAAAUUGCUGAUUUUGGACUGGCUAGAGAAGUAUCAUCAAUGCCUCCAUAUACUCAAUAUGUUUCCACACGGUGGUAUCGAGCUCCAGAAGUUUUGAUGCAAGCCCCUUCUUAUACUCCUGCUGUUGACAUGUGGGCAGUUGGUGCUAUAUUAGCUGAGCUUUUUACUUUGACCCCUUUAUUUCCUGGUGAAAGUGAAAUAGAUCAACUGUACAAAAUAUAUGGCAUUCUUGGGAUGCCAGAUUCCUCUGCUUUCACCAUCAGGGAAAACAACUCUCAAUUAUUGGAUUUGGUUUCUCAUGAAAUUGUUCCACCUGUGAAACUUUCUAACAUCAUUCCAAAUGCUAGUUCGGAAGCUGUAGACUUGAUGACACAACUGCUACAUUGGGACCCAUCAAGAAGGCCAGAUGCUGAUCAGUCAUUACAACAUCCAUUUUUCCAUGUGAAUGCAUGGGUUCCUUAUCCACUCAGUGAUCCACUUGAGCUGAAGCUGAGUAGCAAGAGGGCAAAGCCAAAUCUCGAGCUGAAACUGCAGGAUUUUGGCCCCGAUCCCGAUGAUUGUUUUCUUGGCUUGACCUUAGCUGUAAAGCCCAGUGUUUCAAACAUAGAUGUGGUCCAAAAUGUAUCGCAGGGUGUAAGAGAGAACAUGCUAUUUUGCUCAGAUUUUAAUGAUCAUUCGGACCAGUCAGUAUUCUGGACAUUAUUAUCUCCUGAUCGAAAUGGUGUUGCUAACUCAGCAGAGACUUCACUGUCACUGUCAUUCAGUUCAAUGCAACAUCAGCCAAUUGGAGUUCCACAGUCUACGGGAUUUUCUUUUCAGCCUUUGCAGCCUAACAUCUUAACUACACCAUUUUUGGCACUGUCUUCUCCCUUCCAGCGCGGCCACUGCCUUUGAAUGACUCAACUUUGAACUGCAGCAGUAUGAUAUGGAAUCUUGAUCAUAUGCAUAUAAUACUUUUUAUUUAUUGAAAAUUAAUAUUUUGUACAGUUCUGUUUUCACUCAAAAUAGUUUCUUCACUCCUCGCCAUGAAAUAUAAUGUAAUUACCGAGCAAAUUCUAUAAUGAUACUUGAUUCCAUUCCUUAACUGUAACAUCGAAAUUGAGACCGUGUAUUUCCAGAACUGAAAUAGAGAGCAUGAAAGAAACAUGUCAAAGUCCUUGUUUCUUUAAUAUUCUAAAAGGAUUCUUUUUCUUUUUCUGAA